AUGACGAAGACCGGUAUCGACUACUUACAGAUACCGAACCAACAUGGGGGCUGUUCCAGGGCUUCCCUCGAUACUACCGACACCGACUACUCAAAAAGCAGUCUCAAGUAUAAGCCCCCAGCAGAAGCCUUGCAACCCGACAAGGGUGAUGAAAAGGACUUUGACGUUGAAGGCAACCCGUUCGCCUUUUCCCCGGGAAUGUUGAGCAAGCUUACAAAUCCGAAAUCUCUCUCAGCGUUCAAAGCUGUGGGCGGUCUCCAGGGGCUCGAGAAGGGCUUACGAACAAGCCGAACUGCUGGGUUAUCGAUGGACGAGACCCGUCUCGAUGGUCACGUAAGUUUUGAUGACGCUGCGAGUGCUGCAUCGAGAAAGGCUGCCUUCUCAGACGUACCUCUUCCUCGACAUACUACCCAUGCGUCGGUGCAUAAGGUCAAAGAUCAAUUUGAAGAUCGGAUUCGGGUUUUUCGAGAUAAUCGGUUACCAGAACGAAAACCUGAUGGACUUCUGGUUCUUAUCUGGAGAGCAUACAACGACAAAAUUCUCAUCCUCCUGACAAUUGCAGCAGUCAUCUCUUUGGCUUUAGGUAUCUAUGAAAGCGUUGCCGGUGAAUCUGGUGUCGACUGGGUCGAAGGCGUGGCCAUCUGCGUGGCCAUCAUCGUCGUCGUGACGGUCGGGGCGGCAAAUGACUGGCAGAAGGAGCGACAAUUCGUCAAGCUCAACAAGCGAAAAGACGAUCGCGAGGUCAAGGUCAUUCGAUCGGGUAGAUCUAUUAUGAUCUCGGUUCACGAGAUCACAGUUGGUGAUGUUCUUCACCUCGAACCUGGCGAUGCUGUUCCAGCAGACGGCGUCUUUAUCACCGGUCACGGAGUCAAAUGCGACGAAUCAUCUGCCACGGGAGAAUCUGACCAGAUGAGGAAGGCCCCUGGGGACGAAGUCUGGCGGCGAAUCCAGGACGGGACGGCGACGGCCAAGCUCGAUCCCUUUAUCAUUAGCGGUUCCAAGGUCCUCGAAGGCGUCGGCACGUAUCUGGUCACCGGUGUUGGUGUCAAUAGCUCUUACGGCAAGAUUUUGAUGAGUCUCCAGACAGACAACGACCCUACACCCCUUCAAGUCAAACUCGGAAAGCUUGCCAACUGGAUCGGCGGACUUGGCUCCGGAGCUGCGAUGCUUCUAUUCUUUGUCCUCUUGUUCAAGUUUGCCGGACAUCUAUCCGGCGAUACACGGCCCGGUCCUGAGAAAGCGCAGGAAGUUUUGGAUAUCCUCAUCGUUGCUAUUACCGUCAUAGUCGUCGCCGUACCUGAGGGUUUGCCUCUGGCGGUCACGUUGGCUCUUGCUUUUGCCACGACUCGAAUGUUGAGGGAGAAUAACCUGGUGCGCGAGCUUCGUGCUUGUGAGACCAUGGGUAAUGCGACGACAAUUUGUUCGGACAAGACCGGAACCCUUACACAAAACAAGAUGACCGUGGUUGCGGGCACAAUUGGCGCGAAUGAGAAAUUUGCCUCUUCACAUUCGGAGGAAGGAUCACAAACUGUGCCAACCGCCACGAUGUUCCAGCGGCUUAGUGCUGAAGUAAAGGACCUCUUCAAGCUCUCUUGUACACUGAACAGCACUGCGUUUGCAGGUGAGGAAAAAGGAGUCGCAACCUUCAUUGGCUCUAAGACCGAAGUCGCUCUUCUUACUCUCGCAAAGGAGCAUCUGGGUCUAGAUAGUCUGGCCGCGGAACGCUCCAGCUGCAAGAUAAAGCACCUCAUUCCAUUCGACUCUGGCCGAAAAUGCAUGGGAAUUGUCAUCAAGCAACAUGGCGGCUAUCGCCUCUUGGUCAAGGGCGCAGCAGAGAUUAUGUUGGCGAACGCGACCAAAACAAUCUCCAACAUCUAUGAAAAGGAUUUUCGCGUAGAUGACCUUACUGCAGAGGACAAGGAGAACGCUGCGGCGACCAUCGAAGAGUAUGCAAGGCAUUCACUCCGCACUAUCGGUAUUCUCUACAAAGAUUUUCCGCAAUGGCCACCCAUGAGGGCGAAGACUUUGGAGGAGGACCCAAAGAUGGCGGAUUUCGCCUGUAUUUUCCAUGAAAUGACAUGGGUCGGCGUCGUUGGCAUCCAUGAUCCUCUCCGGGACGGCGUCAUUGAAGCGAUUCAACAAUGUCAACAUUCCGGUGUGGUGGUCCGUAUGGUUACUGGUGACCACUGCACAACCGCUCGUGCCAUUGCCAUUGAAUGUGGCAUCCUCCGCACAGACGAAGAAGGCGUUGUGAUGGAAGGCCCUCAAUUCCGCCAACUAUGUAAUGAGGAGAUGGACAGCAUUCUACCCAAGUUACGUGUUUUGGCUCGCUCAUCACCAGAAGAUAAACGAAUCUUGGUGGGCCGUCUCAAGCACCUCGGCGAGACUGUCGCAGUGACUGGCGAUGGUACCAACGAUGGCCCUGCCCUGAAAAUGGCCGAUGUCGGCUUCAGCAUGGGUAUUGCCGGCACGGAAGUUGCAAAGGAGGCCUCGUCAAUCAUUCUCCUGGAUGACAACUUCUCCUCGACGAUUACUGCUCUGAUGUGGGGACGAGCGGUGAAUGACGCUGUCAAGAAAUUCUUGCAGUUCCAGAUCACCGUCAACAUCACUGCUGUGGUCCUCACAUUCGUCUCUGCCGUGUCCAACGACUCCAACGACUCUGUCCUUACUGCCGUGCAACUUCUUUGGGUCAACCUGAUCAUGGAUACUCUCGCUGCUUUGGCACUCGCUACCGACGCGCCAACGAAGAAGAUUCUGGAUCGUCCACCACAACCCAAGUCGGAGGUACUUGUUACAACCACCAUGUGGAAAAUGAUCACAGGUCAAGCGACCUAUCAACUGGUGGUCACCUUGACUCUCUAUUUCGCCGGCAUGCACAUCUUCAGCUACGAACCCGCCCGGAGGAUUGAGCUCAACACGAUCGUCUUCAACUCAUUCGUCUGGAUGCAGAUCUUCAACGAACUCAACAGUCGUCGCUUAGAUAACAAAUUCAACAUUUUCGAGGGCAUCCACAGGAAUUUCUGGUUCCAAGGUAUCAAUUGCAUUAUGGUGGGCGGGCAGAUCAUGAUUAUCUCCAUUGGUGGCCGCGCUUUCAGCAUCACCCGCCUCGAUGGGACUCAAUGGGCGAUCUCGUUGUUGUGCGCUCUGCCCUGUCUCCUGUGGGCUGCUUUGGUUCGCCUCAUCCCUGAUGUCUGGUUUGCUGUUGCUUUCAACGCCGCGGUUGCAGCAUCAACGGUUGUUCUCCGUCCAAUCGGGAAGUUCCUCCAUGUCAUCUUCCAUCCGGUCGCCGAAGCUUUGCGUGCCGUCUCUCGAGUUACUAAACGUGUCGUUGGCAAGAAAGAAGCAGAGCACAUUGAUGAAGAGCGGCGAUCGAAAUAG
This is a messenger RNA of Exophiala aquamarina CBS 119918, 3378 nucleotides long. RefSeq names its product calcium-translocating P-type ATPase, PMCA-type. Bases 1 to 3378 code for a protein of 1125 amino acids. Gene Ontology annotation, biological process: calcium ion transmembrane transport; intracellular calcium ion homeostasis. Gene Ontology annotation, molecular function: P-type calcium transporter activity; ATP binding; ATP hydrolysis activity. The record is from RefSeq and is a predicted model, not a curated record. The transcript is spliced from 2 exons. Gene Ontology annotation, cellular component: intracellular membrane-bounded organelle; membrane. Lineage: Eukaryota; Fungi; Ascomycota; Eurotiomycetes; Chaetothyriales; Herpotrichiellaceae.